This is a messenger RNA of Heteronotia binoei (common prickly gecko), 3059 nucleotides long. It is a transcript of the gene TRABD, whose product is annotated as TraB domain containing. The transcript has 10 exons. NCBI's taxonomy places the organism in Eukaryota, Metazoa, Chordata, Lepidosauria, Squamata, Gekkonidae. The record is from RefSeq and is a predicted model, not a curated record. Bases 95 to 1219 code for a protein of 374 amino acids.
GUUUCAGUAGAGCCUGAAGCUGAAAACAGUCCCCUGCGCAGGGAGCAGCAGAGCUUGCAAAGUCCUCUUUUGCCGUCGAAAGGACUUUCCAGCGAUGCAGGGUGAUCAGCCUCAGGAGGCUGCUGUAGAACCAGCGUCUUCAACUGAUGCCCAAGGAGAUGGACCGAAAGAUGCUUCAGACAUAGCACCAGCUAUUUCUGAUGCAGAUGCCUUAAAAAUACUGCUGGAGAUGAAGAUGAAGAAGAGACAGAAAAAGCCCAGCCUCCCGAGUACUGUGACAGAACUGGCCACGGAGGAGGGUUCUAAAGUAUAUGUGGUUGGCACGGCCCACUUCAGCGACAGCAGCAAAAGAGAUGUAGUGAAGACCAUACAAGAGGUCCAGCCUGAUGUGGUUGUGGUGGAGCUAUGCCAAUAUAGAGUUUCGAUGUUAAAAAUGGAUGAGAGAACGUUACUAAAGGAAGCCAAAGAAAUCAAUCUGGAGAAACUUCAGCAAGCUAUAAAGCAGAAUGGCCUCAUGUCUGGAUUAAUGCAAAUGCUGCUGUUGAAGGUGUCAGCGCACAUCACAGAACAGCUGGGGAUGGCUCCGGGAGGAGAGUUCAGGGAGGCUUUCAAAGAGGCUGGCAAAGUACCUUUCUGCAAGUUUCAUCUUGGGGACAGACCAAUACCAGUCACAUUCAAGAGAGCCAUCGCUGCACUUUCUUUUUGGCAAAAAGUCAAGCUUGCCUGGGGCCUGUGUUUUCUCUCGGAUCCAAUUAGUAAAGAUGAUGUGGAAAAAUGUAAACAAAAGGAUUUGUUGGAGCAAAUGAUGGCAGAAAUGAUUGGGGAGUUCCCUGAUCUUCAUCGAACAAUCGUUUCGGAAAGGGACAUUUACUUGACUUACAUGCUAAAGCAAGCAGCCAGGCAAACCGAACUACCUCGUGCUUCUGAAGCUGAACCUAGAAGAUGUGUCCCAUCGGUUGUAGUUGGAGUAGUUGGCAUGGGUCAUGUGCCUGGGAUUGAAAAGAACUGGAAUACCCACUUGAACAUCCAGGAAAUAAUGAGUGUGCCUCCUCCCUCAACUGCAAGUAAGAUCCUCAAGUUUGUCAUAAAGACUACUGUAUUUGGACUGGUGGGCUAUGGCUGCUACAGGAUAGGACAAAGGACAGUGCAAUUUAUUCUCUCUAUGCCUGUUGCGCAGAGCUAUCUUCAGAAACUGGCAGACAUAAGCCCCCGGCAGUGAAUUGGAAGACUCUCUACAAGAAGCUGGGGCAAAGAACAGUAUUGGUUAACAAGUAGGCUGGAAAAGAACAGUGAAAGGCUACUGUCCCAGGGUUUCAUCUGAUGCCAAGUUACAGUGUAACCAAAUGGAGUGGCGUUAAAUGCAAAAUGCGACACAAGCUGUGUGACCUAAAUGAAAAGCAGUCACCCACCACCAUGAUAAAAUAUGUGGCAUAAAAGAAGUAGAGGCCACUGUAAGGUACCUGAUACAUGUACGCAGACACAUAUCGGUAUGUGUAAAUGACAUAUUUAUAAAUAUGAUUGCAGUACAUGGAUAAUAUCAGGUCUAAUAUUGUUAAACACAAUCCGCUGGGAACUUCUUGUACGCAAGUGCCAUUGAAAUGAAAAAGACCUAUGCAAGAAUGCAGCAUUCCAUUUCAGUGAGCUUGCUGGUGGCUUGUGACCUUUGUUCUCUCCUGUCUUCCCUCCCCCCCCCCGCCCCAGGAACAGAGCAACAUACAACAUAAGGUAUGUGUGUUUUCAAUAUAAAUCAUAUCGAGUUAUCCUUCUUGGUGCUAAGCACCUAUAUAGCUACUUCUUACAAGAAGACUUUUAUACUUAAUGGUUUUUAAAAAAACAACAACAACAACAACAAACUGAAUACAGAAGCUUUUGAAAAAAAUCAGAAACUUGUUGAUAAAUCUCCAAAUAGCUUUAGGAGCCUUAAGGAAUAAAAUUGUACGCUAUUGGCAUCAUCCAACUCCUUUGAAAUCCCAUCCGUUUUAGUAGAGAGCUUAUACAUGUAUUCAGCUCUUCCACACAGCGAUUUUCUCCCAAUUUGGCAUUCAAAUUGGAGCGGUGGUUUUUUUGGGUGGGGGGGUGGGGUUUGGAUCCCCCAUGCAAUAUUAUCCCAUGGUCAUAAUCCCACGUUUCUACUUUUUGCAGUGCUCUUUCCCAAACUCGUUUUGGGAUGAUCUUUUCGGAAAGGUUGGCAUCAAAGCAGAUUGGCAUGGUAUGUAGAUGAAAAGGUUGCGUUUUGAUAGGACCUGGCCACACCUGCACCAUUUUUCUUGCCUCAGGUUCCACCGCCGGUAGCCACCAUUUCCCCUACUAUCAGAGAGCUUUUCCAGGCUGUUUGUAGCAAUCAGCAGUUGACAUUGCUGUACUGCAGUAGUAUCUGCAAGUUCCUCUGAAGCCCCAGCUUUGUUCUGAAUUUUUGCAGAACUAAAUCUCUAGCUCUUUCCAUUGCAGAUAUAUAUGCCUUACCCCUUCUCUAACAAAAGGGGCUAAAGACUUCUUUAAAAAAACAAGAUCUGUGUAUUUAGAGGAACUAGUAGAUAGAUCAUUGUAAUGCUAAAACUCUCAGUUUUUAAAGAAAGCCUGGGGGAGAGCAGAUGAAGGGUCCUGAGGUAAGGCAAGGCAAGUGCAAGGGGUAAAACUGCUUUGUAGCUGUCAGAGAAUCAGCUCAGAACUGAAGCCCAGCAGAUUUUAAGCUGCUUAACUUUGGCAGGAUGGUGCUUUUCUGCUUUUUGGCCAAUAUUUCCCUUUCCCUUUCAAGAAAGAUGUUCCACUGCAGACUUUUAUUUUUUUAGUCGCAGUUGGAUAACUUCUGAUGUUUACAGAACACACAGUUUUCUGGAUUGGAUAAUUUUAUUCCUGUUAUUAAACCAAGUCCUUUUGGCAUGUAUUUCAGUACUGCAAAAUUGUCAAGACUGAUCUCCGUUACUGUCGCUUUCUUUCAUCCCUUCCUUGGGAAAAAAAAAUGAUUCUGGAACUGAUCUCUGUAGUAUUUGCCCCUCAUUUUUCUGGAUGCCGUGUAAGUUCCAGCAGAAUGCAAUAAAAGACUGGUUUAAAAAAAAAAA